Molecule: messenger RNA, 1876 nt
Organism: Solea solea (common sole)
Lineage: Eukaryota; Metazoa; Chordata; Actinopteri; Pleuronectiformes; Soleidae
Gene: cndp1
Product: carnosine dipeptidase 1
Exons: 12
Coding region: 16-1641 (541 amino acids)
Biological process (GO): proteolysis
Cellular component (GO): cytosol
Molecular function (GO): dipeptidase activity
Source: RefSeq, a predicted model, not a curated record
GCCGGGUUUUAGGAAAUGUUUGACUAUUUGACCCCAGGGUCCAUUAGUGUGAUGUUAGGGGGGGUGUAUAAAUAUCAGGACAACCACACAGUGCUAAAGUCUGCCUGCCUGCCUGAAGAGACUGUCACACACACACACAGAGCAAGCAGAGGGAAGAUGACUUUUCCAUUUGUGCUCUUUGUCCUGCUGCUCUCAUCGACGGCACAUGCUUUCCAGUACACGGAGCUGGCGCAACAUAUUGACAAUCACCAAGAAGAAUAUGUCGAGGCUCUGCGGGACUGGGUUGCCAUUGAAAGCGACUCCAGCAAUGUCCAGAAAAGACCCGACCUGCACCGCAUGAUGGAGCUGGUGGCCCAGAAGCUGAGGCUGAUGGGAGGAGCUGUGGAGCUGGUGGAUGUCGGAGAACAAGAGCUUCCUAAUGGCCAGAUGUUGGCGUUGCCUAAAGUGGUGACAGCUCGGUUCGGCAGUGACGCCGACAAACACACCGUGUGUGUGUAUGGUCACGUGGACGUGCAGCCGGCGAAGCGAGAAGACGGCUGGGCAACUGACCCCUACAACCUGACUGACAUUAAUGGUAACCUGUAUGGAAGAGGAGCAUCAGAUAACAAAGCGCCAGUUUUAGCCUGGAUUCAUGCUGUGGAGGCUUAUCAAGCUCUCAACAUGGAGCUGCCGGUGAAUGUGAAGUUUGUCAUCGAGGGCAUGGAGGAGACGGGCUCCAACGGCCUGGACGCCAUGAUCGUGGCCCAGCGAGACACCUUCUUCUCUGACGUGGAUUACAUCAUCAUCUCAGACUGUGGCUGGCUCAGCAGACGGCCGGCCCUCACCUACGGCACCAGAGGCAACUGCUACUUCUUUGCCGAGGUGGAUGGACCCAAACAGGAUUUACACUCUGGAGUGUAUGGGGGUGCCGUGAUUGAACCAAUGAUUGACCUCAUUGGCGUUCUUGACUCACUGAUCAGCCCCAGUGGUAAGAUCCUGGUUCCUGGGAUCAGGGAGGCUGUGGCUCCUCUCUCUGACGAUGAAUGGAGGAUGUACCAAGACAUCCAGUUUGACAUGGACAACUACAAGAACAAGAUCGGCAUCGACCAGCUCAUGUACAGCAACAAGGUGGACUUGUUGGCCCACUUGUGGCGCUACCCCACAGUCACCAUCCACGGCAUUGAGGGGGCUUUCUCUGACCCUGGCACAAAGACCGUCAUCCCGGCUAAGGUUAUUGGCAAGUUCUCCAUCAGACAAGUUCCCGACAUGGACCCUGCGGUGGUCAAGAAACAGGUGACAGAUUACCUUCACUCAGUGUUUGCCAAGAGGAAAAGUCCUAACAGACUCAAAGUUACUAUGGUGAUUGGAGCGAAGCCUUGGCUGGCGAACACUCAGCAUCCUCUUUACGAGGCCGGGAAAGCUGCCGUCAAGAGAGUUUUUGACAUGGAUCCAGAUCUGAUCCGUGAGGGCGGGACUAUCCCCAUCGCUAAAACCUUCCAGGAUGUGACGGGGAAAAGCCUCAUCAUGAUGCCCAUCGGAGGCUUCGACGACGGACUGCACUCUCAGAAUGAAAAAAUGAGCAGGUACAACUACAUUGAGGGAACCAAGUUAUUCAUCGCCUUCCUGAACGAAGUGUCCCAGAUUAAGAAGACGACUGUGUGAUGACACACUGUGACAUUCCAGGGACAACGAUCUCUCCUGUGUUUUUAUUUAUCUAAAUCUCAAUCUGUGCGUCUGCUGAUAAUAUGAGUAAAAUGUCUGGAGUCGGAUCACGUCGCUGUUUCAGUUGCUCACACUGAAUAUGUGGAAUUUGUUUAUUCUGGAUAUAAUAAUAUCAGACGGUAGUUAUCCUGUGUGUUUGUGUGUCAUGUAGUAAAAGCUUUACAGUGCAACAAUA